UCAGGAUUAAUGACGUAUGCACGUACUGUACGUCAAUGCGGUAGUGGCAACGGAAGAACACAGUUCGGGCUAGCUGUGGUUUUGACAAGCCCAAGCCAGAAACUGACCAUUUUUCUUCGCUAACCGGGCGGCUGAAAACCCGACGAAAGCCCGAGGCCGCUGAACAAUAUGGGGAACGCAGAGAGCGGCUGUGGAGGGGGUAGUGGAGACGAGGAGGACGUUGAAACCGAGAGCCCUGGGUUUGCAGGGGGCAGCCCGGCCUCUGGGGCCACGGGCGGCGGCGGUGCUGUAAGUGGCGGAGGAUCUGGCACUGGAGCUGGCGGAAGGGGGUCGAAUAACCCUCCAGCACCAGGCUGUGGGCUUCCAACCCCUGGAGCUUUACUAGAGCAAGUGAAGCUGAGAGAGGCAACGGCCCGCAUGAGCGAUUCGUGGGUCGCCAUUUCCGAAUCGGUCCUGACUCGGAACGAAAGUACAUUGGUGCGGCGGCUGGAAGAACGACUUAGCCGUGGAGAGGAGUCGGUGACCGUGGAACAAUUCUGCGAGAUGCUGGAGAGCAGGGACGCUCCAAGAGAAGAGUGCGAAGAGGCUUUUGGGCAGUUUGAUGCAGAGGGCGAUGGCAUUGUGGAUGUAGAGAAUAUGCUGAUGGCUUUAAAGAACUGCAAUGGGGCCAAUCUGCAAGGAGAACUUAGUCAUGUCAUCAGACAGCUGCAAGCUUGCUCCCUCACCCCAGGAUUUGUUGAUAUCUUCUCCAAGUCGAAAGACCGCCUGGGCGCACAUGCAUCCAAGAUACUUAAAUUCCUGCAUCGCAACAGAAUCCCCAGCAGUGCCAUUCCUUUCCCUGUUUUGGAGAGCUACAACAGCAUCUGCAGCAUGCGGUCUUCUGUUGUGCAGGACUACUUGGAGUUCCUUCUUCAGAAAGAGAAGGACUUGGACAUCCAGUACAGAGCUGAGCUGAACCGUGACCCUGAGGUGGACCAAGUCAAAAUAGUCACCCAGUGCUUCAGCUCCAUCGAGGCCUCGUCCAGUGCUGCUGAUGUCUACAAGAUGACGAACGGAGAAACGUCCUCGUUUUGGCAGUCCGAUGGAAGCGCCCGAUCGCACUGGAUUAGGUUAAAAAUGAAGCCGGAUGUGGUGCUGAGGCGGCUGGCCAUUGCGGUGGCCUCGAACGAUCACAGCUACAUGCCCCAGCUGGUGUCUGUCGCCGUGGGGAAGAACCGGCGGUGCCUGCAGGAGAUCCGGGACAUCCGCAUCCCCAGCAACGUCACGGGCUACGUAGCGCUCCUGGAGAACGCCAACAUCAGCCACCCCUAUGUUCAGAUCAACAUCAAGCGCUGCCUCAGCGACGGCUGUGACACACGCAUCCACGGCCUGAAAACCAUGGGCUACCAGAUCACCAAGAACAAGGAGGUGUCUGUGUCGGACGCCUCAGCCAUCUGGUACCUCUCUCUGCUGACCUCCCUUGUGACCGCCUCUAUGGAGACCAACCCGGUGCUGGCACAGACGGUCCUUCAGAGCACGCAGAAAGCCUUGCAGCACAUGCCUCCUCUGUCCUUAACUCCUGGCUCGACUGAGUUUCCCAAGUUCUUCUCACCCAACAUUCUGGAGGAAGUGGAUGGGUUUCUCCUCAGGAUAGCUGACUGCUGUGUGAGCCCGGAGGCGGAGCUGACCCUGCUGGCCUUCGCCUUGGCCCGGGGCAGCGUGGCCAAGGUCAUCCUGUCCCUGUCCAGCAUCAGCGACCACCUGGACUCCGAGUACCGUGCCUCCUCUCUCAUCUCCUCCAUGGCCUCCGUCAGACUCAAGCUGCUCUACAAGAACUGGAAGCCCAUCCAGCUGCAUCUGCAGGCCUGUGACGUGAAGGGGAAGGAGGAGAAGUCUGGCCCGGAGAACAUGCUGACGGAACCUUCCAGUGGCGACGGUUUCCUCACAGAGAGUGGCAAGAAAAAGGCCAGCGUAAUCUUAUCAACAGAGGACCAGACCAGUUUCCAAAUCACUCAGAUAAAAAUCAAAGUGCGCAAAGGAGCGAUUGGUGCCAAAUGUGGUCUUGUGUUCGCCUAUAACGAAGCGGACUCGUUUGACGCCGACAAGCACUUCAAGAGGUUUAAGAAAUAUGAUUCCUGGGACUACAAGAACUACAAAGAUUUUGUAAAAGACAACACUAAGGUUUUGGAGCUGUCAGAGGACGAGCCCAUCGGCUGGUUUGAGCUGGAGGACGACUGGAACGACGUUGAGAUCAAGCUGCAGCAGUGUCGCAUUGUGAAGUUCCUGAUGAUGAAGUUCCUGUGCCCGCGGCAGGACACCGCGGAGCGGCUGGGCAUCCAGCAGCUCAGCUUCAGCGGGUACCUGUGCCCCGGGGCGGAGCACCUGGCCUCGGACGACCUGGCCCUGCAGGGGGAGUGCGCGGACGGCAGCGUCAUCACCGGCCUGGACCUGCUGAAGAAGACGCUCUGCUUCAUCCAGCAGCUGACUCGGGACAUGGCGCUGCAGGACAUGUCCCUCUUCAAACAGAAGCUUCUGCUGGACUUCAGCGGCCUGAAGCUGCAGCUGUUCUGGAGCUUUUACAGCAAACUGAGGCAAAGCGAGGGGGAGGAGGCGGUGAGGGCGCGCGUGCUGCUCCUGCAGCUGCUGCAGAACUGCUUCCCCGUGCUGCCCAGCCCGGGGGAGGGCCGGCGGGCGGAGUCGGCCUCCUGCAGCGCGGACCGCGACCCCGCCGAGGCCGUGUGGGAGCUCUACAGCCACCUGUGCGACCUAGUGGACGGUCCAGACGGUGAGACCACGGUGGAGAAAGCGCUGAGGAAAGAGGCGGUGAAGGCCAUUCUGAACGGGGCCGCCGUCUUCUUCCCCGACAAGCAGAGCCGGAGGGACAAGCUCUUCAACAUGAUGAAAAACAUCACCGACGAGGACCAGCCGGAGUCCCUGAAGCUGACCUUCGAGUCCCUGUGCAGCUACUUCAGCGAUCAGGAUCCCAGCGGUCUGCUCCUGCUCCCACCCAAAGGGGCCCCCGCCGAUUUUGACAUCAGCCCCAUCCUGACGGUCAUGGACACCCUCCUCCAUGUGGCCACGCGUGAGUGCGAGGUGAUGAUGGCGGACGCCAGCGGCGGCCAGAGCAGGAAGGUGCUGCUGUCUCUGUUCUGGGCCCUGCAGGGCAGCCUGCUGUCCUGGUGCUACCUGCAGCUCAAAGGAGGGUCCUCCACCAUCGCGGCUGACCUGGCCAGGGACAUCCUCCUCAAGUACGUGGACCGUUUCCUGGACAGCACCCAGGCCAUCCUGCUGUCCCUGCUCAAGGAGAGCAGCGGAGCCAAAAUGGUGGAGAAACUGAGCAGCUCCAUUCUGGCCAUGGCUACCAGACAGCUGGCCAUCUUUCUGUUGGAGCUGUGCUCUUUGGACAUCCCUCACUGUAUCCUGCUGAGAAGCUUCUCCUCACUGGUGGAACUCCUCAAAAAUGUCUUCAACGACACGGAAGACAUCUUCUCCAAGGUGGACCUGGAGAACUGCCAGCAGCCCCAGCAGCCUGUGGUGCUGAGGACCUGGAACAUGGAGUCUCCUCACAACUACGAGAACAGCCGCCAUGAGACCACUGUCUUUGUGUGCCCGGGGGCCACGUCCUUCGAAGUGGACUUCGACGAAAGAUGUGAAACCGAAAUGAGAUACGACUACUUGGAGUUCACCGAUGCCAGAGGCGGAAAAGUCCGUUACGAUAUGAAAGUUGGCACCGAGAAGUGGCCAAAGAAAGUAACGUUCAAAGCGGGCCCCGAGCUCCAGUUCCUGUUCCACUCGGACAGCAGCAACAACGAGUGGGGCUACAAGUUCACCGUGACGGCGUACGGCCUGCCGGACAUCACCGUGUCCUGGAUCUCCGACCUGCAGCUGCUGGUGUCCCGGCUGAUGGGCCGCCUGGCCUCCCGGACCAUGGCCCUGAAGUCUCCGCACGAAAUCCGGAGUGUGAAAGAGCUCCCGACCGGUAAGAUGAGCCACAUCCUGGCCUGUCCCCUGUGGAAGCCCCUGUUCAGACACGGGCUCCGGGAUGCGGGGGGGGAGAGCGACCCUGCAGACACCAGCACGGAAGCGCUUAAGGGGAAAUCCUGUCCGAAAGACGAUUUCGUGAGCUUCCUCGCGGAGUUUGCCGGCUGGGACCCCUCUGGCGCACCCACGGACGGCAGGGCGGAGGUCAUGAAGUCCCUCAUGCUGGCCUGCAAGAAGCAGCCAACCAGGAACGAGAUAGCCGGGGGGUCGAAGGUCGACCAGGCGGUGAACGCCAUAUGGGCCGCCAUGGUGUACCACACGCCGGUCCUGCACAGCGCUCUGAGGAGCUACGUUGCCCAGGAAGGUCAGACAGCCCUGACUGAAGAGCUUGUGCAGUUAUACAGUCUUGCUGAGGGGAUAAAAACUUGGAUGCUGGAGAUGAAGCAGAGGUACCUGGUGGGGAAGAUGAAUGUGCCUGAUGAGAAGGAGGAGGAUGAGAGCGAGGUGAACAUGGAGUCGCUGGCGGACACCUGUAUUGUGAAGAGCCUGCUGUUGUUCAGGUUCAGCCCCAGCGGAGUCCUGAGGCAGGACAGUGAGACGGGGCGGGCCCAGGGGGGCGGAGCCUCUCACCCUCUCCUGCGAUCCGUGUCCAUAUCGGAAGGGGACUUCCAGGCCAGCCCCUCCCCCAGCUCCCCGGCCACCGGCCCCUCCCCCGGCUCCCCGGCAGCCGGCCCCGCCGACGCCAGGGGGGACACCGCGGCCCCCGAGCCGGGCCACGCCCCCUCUCGGGUCCAGCCCCAGACCUCCACGACGUCCGACCCGGGUUCGGCCGGCAGCCUCUCCGCGGGGCCCCACAAAGGCUCCGCGGAGAGCCUGCAGCCCCAGCCCGGGGACCCGGCCUCGCCCCCCGCCCUCACCCGCAAGGCCCCCUUCAGCAAGGGCCGCCUGCGCCUGCUGUCCUUCCGGUCCAUGGAGGAGCCCCGCCUCAGCCUGUCCAUCAAGGACAGGUUCCCCCUCCUCAAGCACAUCCUGAAUUUCAUGAAGGACCAGGCCAUCGGCGAGGCCAACGUCCUGCAGGUCCUGUCCUUGAAGAAGGCCCAGGCGCUCAGCGUGUGCGAGGCGCUGACCAUGGUGCGGCAGUGCCUGCGGGCCCUCGGGACGCCGCACCUCUUCCAGGCCCCCUGCAUCCUCUUCCUGCAGGAGCUGCUGGCCUGCCAGAAGGACUUCACCAGCUACUUCGCCCAGCUCUCCGGCAGUGGGCAGGAGCUGCGGGAGGAGGUCCGCCGGUCCUAUCACCAGCUCGUGCUGAUGCUGGUGGAAGCGGUCCAAGGCUUCAGCGCCCUGAACGAGAAGGCCCUGCUGCCUGCGCUGUCCUGUGUGCAGACCUGCCUGCUCCACCUGCUGGACAUGAGCUGGGAGGCGCAGGACCUGUCCCUCUUCCUGGACAUCCGGCUGCCCGACCUCCUGCUCACCAUGUCUCAGGAGAACAUCAGCGUCCACGACAUCGCCAUCAGUCAGUGGACCGAAGAGGACGAGAUCGCCGACUACGAGAGGAACUGCGAGUGGAUGGACGAGUGCCAGGACGGGAUGUUCGAGAAGUGGUACGACAAAAUCGUCCAGGCGUCCCUGGAAGACAAGAGAAAGAUGCACAUGUUCAUCGCCCGCUACUGCGACCUGCUGAACGUGGAGAUCUCGUGCGACGGCUGCGAGCGGAUCGCCCCCUGGUACCGGUACCGCUGCCUGCAGUGCACCGACAUGGACCUGUGCAAGACCUGCUUCCUGAGCGGAGCCAAACCGGAGGGCCACGAGGACGACCACGAGAUGGUCAACAUGGAGUACGCCUGCGACCACUGCCAGGGCCUCAUCGUGGGGAGCAGGAUCAACUGCAACGUGUGCGAGGACUUCGACCUCUGCUUCGGCUGCUACAACGCCAAGAAGUACCCGGACAGCCACCUGCCCACCCACCGCAUCACGGUGUAUCCCAUGGUGACCAUCCGCAUCAGCGAUCGCCACCGGCUGAUCCAGCCCUACAUCCACAACUACUCGUGGCUGCUGUUCGCCACGCUGGCGCUCUACACCUCCGACCUGACCAGCGAGAAGGAGCUGGAGGGGGAGGCCUUGGACUCCGGCACGCUGGCCAAGGCCAUGGCCUUGCAGACCCGCUGCUCCGAGCUCAUCGCCGACUGCCUGCUCAAGGGGCAAACGGGCAAAGGUCUGAGGGCGUCGGCCCUGCUGUCCCUGCUCUCGCCCAACGAGUCGGCCUCGGAGAGCGAGCUGUGUCCGGGGAGCCCGGAGUCCAGCCAGGAGCUGAGCACCACCGACACCUCCUCCCUGCCCGGCAGCACCGCCGCCGUCUGCUCCCCGCCGCCCCCCAGGGACAAGGUGACCGGCCCCCCCACCAAAGCCUCUUUGCGCCUCCAGGUGAAGGAUCAGGUCCAGGAGCGGGAAUCGGCGGGGGAGCCCGAAGGCCCCUCGGCUGCGGAGGGCUCCAGCGAAGAGGAGGCCAAGAAGAGGCUCAUAUCCCAGGACACCCUGGACUCCACCAGCCUCAGCCAGACGCCGUCCGUGUCCAGCGAGGACACCCUCUCCCCCGUGGUCAGAGGCUCUGAGUGCAGUGCAGAGACGGCGGUCACGCCAGCGUCUGAGAACCCGGACGUUUCCAAAGAAGCCAACGAGAAGACCGCCAGGGUGCCCAUCCAGGAGCACGUGUUCGCCGAGUGCUCCCGAGAGAGGAUUCUGGGACUGCUGGCCGCCAUGUUACCUCCGGCCAAACCGGGCUGCAUCAUCCCGCUGUGCAGCCUGAGCCCCAUCCUGCCGCUGCUCUUCCGCGUGGUCAUCUCCAACGCCGGCUGCCUGAACGAGGCCUACCACCUGACCCUGGGGCUCCUGGGCCAGCUGCUGCUUCGCAUCUCGCCGGCGGCCGCCGACGCCGCCGUCACCGAGGCCCUCGCCGACAAGUACGUCCUCCUGGCGCUGGGCGACGGCGCCGCCGACACGCCGGGCUGGAAGACCACCCAGCUGCUGUUCAGCCUGGGGGCCGUGUGCCUGGACAGCCGCAUCGGACUGGACUGGGCGUGCUCGGUGGCGGACAUCCUGCAGGACCUGAACGCCUGCCCGCAGUGGUGCCCGGUCAUCGCCGCUUUCACCGACCACUGCAUCCGGCAGCUUCCGCGCCAGCUCAAGCGCACCAACCUCUUCACCCUGCUGGUGCUCGUGGGCUUCCCCGAGGUGCUGUGCAUGGGCACCCACGCCAUCUUCAUCGACAACGCCAACGAGCGGCACAGCAUGAUCCUGCUGAAGCACUUCACCGAGAAGAACCGGGCCGCCGUGGUCGACGUCAAGACCCGCAAGAGAAGGACGGUGAAGGACUACCAGCUGGUGCAGCCUCUGGACCACGCCUCCCCUACCGCCCCGGCGGAGAGCCAGGCGUCGGGCCAGGCGCCGGACCAGCCCCACCUGACGCGCUACCUGCAGAACUUCACCUCCAUCAGCAGCCAGCUGCUGCAGAGCGGGCUGGACGGCAGCGCCGCCGACGCCGUGGAGGCCACCUGGGUGCUCUCGCUCGCCCUCAAAGGCCUCUACAACACCCUCAAGAAACAUGGGGUGGAGGAGGCCCAGACGGCUAUUCAGCAGUCCGGCCUGAUCCAGCUGCUGGUGAGGAAGUGCAGCAAAGGAACGGGCUUCAGCAAGAUGUGGCUCCUCCGAGACCUGGAGAUCCUGUCCAUCAUGCUCUACUCCUCCAAGAAGGAGAUCAACUCCAUGGCGGAGGAGGUGGACACGGAGCCGGAGGACCGCGAGCAGGAGCAGGAGAAGGAGCAGGACUCGGACCACUCCAGCUGCUGCGCAGACGACCUGGACCCCAACAGGCCCGACCCCCUAGAGGGGCUGGACGAGGAGACCAAGAUCUGCUUCCAGAUUACCCAUGAUGCCCUUAACGCCCCCCUGCACAUCCUUCGAGCCAUGUACGAGCUGCAGAUGAAGAGGACAGACUCUUUCUUCCUGGAGGUUCAGAAGAGGUUCGACGGGGACGUGAUCAAAACGGACGAGACCAUCCGCACGCUGGCACAGAAGUGGCAGCCGUCCAAGCGGGCGCGCUCGGGGGAGAGGAGCGCCAAGGCCGUGGACACGGACAUGAUCGUCAUGCCCUGCGUGUCCAAGCCGAGCCGCUGUGAGAAGGCCACGGAGGAGACCAACAUGGUGACGCAGAAGCUGAUCACCAACACGGAGAGCGACCUGCAGCUGAGCUACGCCAAGCAGCGGCGCACCAAGAGCUCGGCCCUGCUGCACAAGGAGCUGGACGCCCGCAGCAACAAGGCGGUGCGCCAGUACCUGUUCAAGGUGAACGAGGCCAUCGGCAUCCUGUACGCCCGCCACGUGCUGGCCUCCCUGCUGGCCGAGUGGCCCAGCGGCGCCGCCAUGAGCGAGGAGGCGCUGGAGCUGAGCGGGGCGUCCCACAUGGCCUACAUCCUGGACAUGCUCAUGCAGCUGGAGGAGAAGCACAUGUGGGAGAAGAUCCUGCAGAAGGUGCUGAAGGGCUGCAGCGAGAGCAUGCUGGGAAGCCUCUCUCUCACAGCCUGCCAGUUCAUGGAGGAGCCCGGCAUGGCCGUGCAGGUCAGGGAGUCCAAGCACCCGUACGACAACAACACCACCUUCGAGGACAAAGUGCACAUCCCGGGCGCCAUAUACCUGUCGGUGAAGUUCGACUCGCGCUGCUACACGGAGGAGGGGUGCGACGAGCUCCAGAUGGCCAGCAGCGGCGACUUCCUGCAGGACCAGCACAACUUCAGCGGCUCGCCCCAGAAGUGGACCGACUUCGAAAUCCCCGGGGACACCCUCCAUUACCGGUUCAUUUCCGACAUGAGCAACACUGAGUGGGGAUAUAAAUUCACCGUGACCGGCGGCCACCGGGGAAGGUUCCAGACAGGCUUCGAGAUCCUGAAGCAGAUGCUGUCCGACGACCACACCCUGGGCCACCUGCCGCUGUCCGACAUCUGGGAGUGGCAGGUGGGCGUGGCCUGCCGCCAGACAGGAAACCAGCGUCUGAAGGCCAUCCACUUGCUGCUGCGGAUCCUGCAGUGCCCCACCCAAUGCGGCUGUGACCUCACCUUGCUCCGCCCCCUGUGGCACCUCUUCAGCACGAUGGAGAGCGGCCUGAGCCAGGACCCCACCAGCAUCACCGUGCUGCUGCCCCUUCACCGUGCCCUCACUGAGCUCUUCUUCAUCGCCGAGACCAAGGCCAUCGAGCAAGGCGUCCUCCAGGAGUACCUGCAAGCCCUGACGACCCACGAGCAGCUCCUGGUCCACACGGCCCAGGCCCUGAAGAACAUCGCCGCCAUUAGCCUGGCCAUCAAUUACCCGAAUAAAUCGACCAAGCUGUUGAACGUGCCGCCUCACUGCGGCGAGCUUGGGAGCGCCCUCUUGGACUAGGGUCUGGUUUUUUUUUUUUUGAAGAGGACGGGCGCUACGCGAAAUACCUCUCGAAUGUCUUCCAGACGAAGCGGCCUGUUUUAAGGACUUAAUGACUGCUCUGUUUCUGAAAGGGGGGGCGCCCGGAUGAGUUCCAGCCACGCCCGCGUCGCACAAACCAGGUCACCCCUGUGGAUGCCCAACGGCCUGCCUCGCACACAGUUCUCCGCCAUAGACGUUGCCUCGGAUACUUCAGAACGCAGUUCCAUCAAAGCGUCCGCGUUUCUGCCAGAAAGAUGAAUCUGUAUUUUAUUUUUCAAUUUUUUACGUUUGGAGCGCGAGCUCUCUAGAGUUACUGCUGUCCCGUGUUUAAGAGCAGACAGCGUGCCAAACUGCCGAACGUUAGGAAGUUUUCCCUUUUCUGUACCCCGUUUCAAAAAAAAAAAAAAAAA
This is a messenger RNA of Anguilla anguilla (European eel), 9818 nucleotides long. RefSeq names its product zinc finger, ZZ-type with EF hand domain 1 (gene zzef1). The record is from RefSeq and is a predicted model, not a curated record. Gene Ontology annotation, biological process: protein ubiquitination; regulation of synaptic plasticity. Gene Ontology annotation, molecular function: calcium ion binding; zinc ion binding; ubiquitin-like protein ligase activity. NCBI's taxonomy places the organism in Eukaryota, Metazoa, Chordata, Actinopteri, Anguilliformes, Anguillidae. Gene Ontology annotation, cellular component: postsynapse. Bases 169 to 9387 code for a protein of 3072 amino acids. The transcript is spliced from 54 exons.